This is a messenger RNA of Anthonomus grandis grandis, 4516 nucleotides long. RefSeq names its product hepatic leukemia factor (gene Pdp1). Bases 436 to 1356 code for a protein of 306 amino acids. Gene Ontology annotation, cellular component: nucleus. Gene Ontology annotation, biological process: regulation of transcription by RNA polymerase II. Gene Ontology annotation, molecular function: RNA polymerase II cis-regulatory region sequence-specific DNA binding; DNA-binding transcription factor activity, RNA polymerase II-specific. Lineage: Eukaryota; Metazoa; Arthropoda; Insecta; Coleoptera; Curculionidae. The transcript has 6 exons. The record is from RefSeq and is a predicted model, not a curated record.
GUAGAACCCAAAACAAUUUUAUAGUGCGCGUUCUUCGUGAGUAUAGCGCGUCGCCGGACACCACCAGAGAGCUCGCCGGUAGAUUUCUGCAGGACCUUUGGGAGAUUUCAUUUUUUCCAUUUGGGGUUUUUAUUAUUGUUUUUUUCUUAAUUCGAAAUUGAAAGAGUUUCCUGCGAUUUGACGAAGGCUCGUGACCACGGUACGCGGAAGGAUCGAGAUUAUAAAGAGUGCGCGGGAGCUACGGUUAUAGCAUGCGAUUUUGGGGCAUGAUUUUGGUAGUACCAGCGCGGAAUUGAAAUUGAGGAGGUAGUGGUGCUUUUGGACUGAUUGAGGAUUAUUGAGAGCGAGGUGGUUAUGUAGUGAGGAGUGAUCAGAGACUGCUGGAUGGUUUUGGUUUAUCAGUUGGUUCACCUGGUGGAUUACUUCUUUUGAUCAAUGAUGGAAUACCAACUGCCGCCGCAACAACAGCCCCAGGUGGCGAACACCCCGGUGCCGCCGGUGUCGGGUCACCCCGUCGCCGUGGGGGUGAUGCAGGGCACCCUGACCCACGUGCAGGCCGCGGCAGGGCUCCAGGGUGCCAAUGGGGCCCCCGAUACCACUCAGCAAGACGCCCGAUGGACGCAGUACCAGCAAUUGUGGAGGCAACACGUUUAUAUUAAUGGCAACAGUAAACCUUCACACCACAACGGCCAUGGCCACUCGACGAUCAAAGAACUGGCCGGCGCCAUCCUGGGGGACGACAAAAAGGACGACGGCGAACUGUGGAACACCGUGGAGGCCCAAACUGCCUUCCUGGGGCCCAACUUAUGGGACAAAUCCUACGAGACAGACCUCAAAUACGUGGACCUCGACGAGUUCCUGUCGGAAAACGGGGUGUCGAUGGACGGCCUGGGGACCCACGGGGCCCUCGGACCCCUCGCAGGAGCCCACCCCGUCCCCAAAAGGGAACGAUCUCCUAGUCCGAGUGACUGCAUGAGUCCGGACACCAUGAACCCCCCCUCGCCGGCUGAUUCAAUUUUUUCUGAAGCGCUGUCGAUGACCUCGAGUUGUCGAGACUUCGAUCCACGAACACGGGCCUUUUCAGAUGAGGACCUCAAACCGCAGCCGAUCAUCAAGAAGUCGCGGAAGCAGUUCGUACCCGACGACCUCAAAGACGACAAAUACUGGGCGAGGAGGAGAAAGAACAACCUGGCGGCUAAGAGGUCGAGGGACGCCCGUCGGAUGAAGGAGAACCAGAUUGCCCUCAGAGCGGGAUACCUGGAGAAAGAGAACGUAGGACUACGCCAGGAGCUUGAACGACUGAAAAAAGAAAACCUCAUGCUCCAGAACAAACUGGCCAAGUACGAAGACGUCUAGAGGAACCGCCUCCACCUCCUCUUUUAGCAACAUAGCGCCGGAAUCGUCUGAUAAUAGAAAAUUGUUCAUUUCAUCGAGUGCUUAAAAAUAUUUCGACUGACGGUCGGGGUAUUUUUCGGCUCUCAAUCACUGGCACCGGUUUGACGGGUGUGAGGAGGCUUUUGGGAGAAUUUUGAUUUUUUUUUCGAGAGGGUUUAUCAGCGCCAGGGGCUCCUCACCAUCGAAUCGGUAUUCCAUAUAAGAAGCAACCAAACAUUUGUAUAUAAAACAUACACAUUAUGUAGUAUUCACCUUGUAGUGUAGUAUUAGAGAACCCAGAACUUUCGUUUUUUUUUGCUCUAGGGAAAUAUUUGGGAAAAUCCUCCAUAAAAUCCGUCACGCGCAUUUCAGUCGGUCUUUAACGUUCUAUAUUAGAAUAGACCGUUAUUUUUUUCCCAAAUAUUCUCCCUUAAGUCCUGCCCCGCGGAAGGCAGCUGUUAUUUUGUAGAAUACUUGUUAUUUGUUUUUAUGUUUAUAUAUAGUUUAUUUUUUCGGUUGAAGAUAAGUAAGCGGGACCCUGGACGGGAUAUAACGUUAAACGGUAACGCCAUAUCCCUCUAAUUGUCCCCAUACUAGUAGUACUUUCGUAGUAGAGAUGCUCACAAGGACCGUAGUGAACCGAAAACGGCACUAAAACUUGAUAAUAACGUUAAUUUUUACUAGAGUAGGACCGUUGCAGUUUAUCGUAGUUAAAUUAUUUUUUUGUUUCUGUUAAAAGGGGAUUCGAGAGGCAAAAUUGAUUUUUUAUAAUGAAGGCUGAUAUUUUUGUAGUUGUUGUUGUUGCGCGCAAGACGAGGAAGUUCCGUAUGAGGUGUGAACCAGAUAUGUUAACGCUAUUUUCAUUUUGCAACGAAAACUCCCUUUAAUCCAGAACAGUUUUUGCAGUCCAACUUCAAGGUGUGCUUUUUAAAAGGAUAUCGAGGAUAUUCUUCUGCUAGGUGCUAAAAGAAUCCAGAACACUGCCUCCUUGAGCAUCUCAUCAGUGGAAUUUUCAGAUUCUUCCUCCAUUCCCUCACCUUCUUCUGUUUUCUUUUUUCUUCACAUUGCAUCUAGCUCUUCAGGCUCCAAGUGACCUCUCUCUUGUCAUCUUCAUUUUCUGCUUCUCCUUCUUCUGUUACUUCACGUUAUCGAUAUCUUGUUCACACCUCGUAUGAGUGGCACCAGGUACAACGAGGUGGAAGCGCCUCGUACACGAAGUAAGCACAAAGGUCCGUAAAUCCCGGCAUCUUAUUGUUAGAUAUUAAACCGUUUUACCAGUGUAAAAAUCAACCAGUUGAUAUUUUAGAAAGUAUAUUAAUUGUUACCAUGGAGUACUUAUAAGAUACGAUAUGAUAAUGUUCGGAUUUCUCGGUGAAAAUGUGGCAUUUACGUAUGCUGUACUGCCAAAACAAAAAAAAAACGAGCAUUUUAGCACUACAAAUUGAUAUUGAACGCGCUUUGAACGUACAAUAAAACGUUGGUUACUAAGUGCUUUGGUGUAUUUUUAAGCUGUUUAUUUGGUCUUGGAAGCUAUAAAAUGCUUUAGGACUAGGCUAAACCCUGAUAUUUUGGCAACGAAACGGAAUUUGUUCCAGAGAAUUUCGACCUUCAGAGGGACAUAUCUCUCACUAGGAUACUCCUAUAAUUUCUCUGGUAAUUAUCAAAUUUCAAUUAGGUUAUCGAGGCGUCAUGUCUUUAGCUGAGUUGCUCUAACAACUCCUCAGAUAAGUUCCAAAAUAAUGAUCAGAUUUCAUAUUCGAUUGUAGUUAUUGCUAGGGGGGUCUCUAAGGAAUGAUUCAAGAUAUCAAACGUUUUCUAAUAUGAAGAACUUAAUUAGUUAUGAUAGAUUAUGUGGAACAUUUACCAAAGAGGCAUGGCGCCUUCAAUUGAGUUCCUCUGACAAUAUCUCAGUUAAGUUCCAAAAUAUUUAUCAGAUUUCACAUCUGUUUGCAGGUAUCGCUAGGGGGUUUCCUAACGAAUAAUUCAAGGUAUCAAACGUUUUCUGAUAUGAAGAACUUAAUUAGUUAUCAUAGAUUAUGUGGACCUUUCACCAAAGAGGCAUGGUGCCUUUAAGAGAGCUGCUCUGACGAUUCCUCUAAUAACUUUCCAAGUCAUUAUCCAAUUUCAUAUCGAUUUACAGUGAUCCCCAGGGAGUUUCCUAAGGAAUAAUUCAAGGUAUCAAACGUUUUCCGAUAUGAAGAACUUAAUUAGUAAUCAUAGAUUAUGGAGAUCUUUCACUAAAGAAGCAUGGCGCCUUUAAUAGAGUUGCUCUGCCAAUUCCUCCGGUAAGCUCCAAAAUAAUUAUGAUAUUCCACAUCGGGUUAUAGUUAUCGUUAAGGAGUUUCCUAAGGAACGAUUCAAGGUAUUAAACGUUUUCUGAUAUAAAGCAUUUAAUUAGUUAUCAUAAAUUAUUUGGAGCUUUCAUCAAAGAGACAUGGUGCCUUUAAGUGAGUUGCUUCGACAAUUCCUCUGAGAAGUUCGAAAAUAAUAGCCAGAUUUCAUAUCCGUUUGCAGUUAUCGUUAGGGAAUUUCCUUACAAACAAUUCAAGGUACAAAAUCUUUUUCAAACUUUAGCAUUUAACUCGUUAUCCGGGUUUACGUCAGCGUUGCCUUCAUUCACAACAUUUUUCACCAUAAAAUGAAGAAACUCUGUCCUAAAGCAAUUAUUAGCUCCAGAAGGCUAUUAAUUAAUCCAAAGUAGAUAAAGUAGAAGUUCUGAUACACCCAUACAAAACCGUUUCUUUUAUCCCUAAGGAGACAAUAGGAAUUACUCUGAGAGAACAAAAGUGAUAGCGGAGACCCAGUGUUACCUUUUAAGCUACCUGUACUAAUUAAGCGUAAAUUAAUAAUACGAGGGCCUUAAGAAAAUUAAUUUAUCUGUACAUUUAAAUUGUUGUAAAAAAAAAUGAUAAAUCAAAAAACCUUAUUUUUCAACCUGUAUGUGUAUAAAUUGUUACCAGAAAAACUCGCGUUUUUCUUACUUAAGGUCUAAAUAAAUGUGGGUGAUCCAAGAAAAGCUUUUCUAUGACGCUGUGGCGCAUAUGUCGUAGAAAGUUUUCACUAUUUUGUAGUAUUUAAACGAAUUUGUUAUUUGAAACUGUAUAACUGCUACUGUGAGCAUUAAAUGACGAAAAAAUUUACA